Molecule: messenger RNA, 1131 nt
Organism: Eurytemora carolleeae
Lineage: Eukaryota; Metazoa; Arthropoda; Copepoda; Calanoida; Temoridae
Exons: 10
Coding region: 100-1131 (343 amino acids)
Source: RefSeq, a predicted model, not a curated record
AAUAAACACCAAUAUACAGAUAUAUUAUUACAGAUUCAUUGAAAAUUUUAUAUUUACCAAUAAAGUUUCAACAAGAGCGUUGUGAUAUUGUUAUUGAAAAUGGCUGUAGUUCAGUCUGUAAACAGGGAGGAACAACCAGAGAAAAUAUAUAGGGGCAUGAUGAAGAACCGAGGGCGGAGUCCCUCUGCCACCGCUACGCAUGGCAGAUUGGAGGCGAAUAUAUCAUCUCGCGGCGGACACAGUCCUCAUUCAAGUGAAGCCGGAGACUUACCUCAUUCGCCGAGGGACGUACUUUCCGUUAGAGAUAGCCACACCCCAAGGGAAAGCCACACUUCACGGGAUAGCCAUACACCCCGUGAAAGCCACACCCCCCGUGAAAGCCACACCCACUCCCGCGAACCAUCUUCUGUUAAUUCCUCCCUAGCUGUUGAUGAAGGAGGAAUACAAUACUCACCUAGUCACUCGGGUACUUUGGGAGACACCAGUGGUCUGGGAUCAAACACUAUCUGGUAUGAUGAGCUAGAUGCUAGUGGGGUAGGGUUAGACCCAGAAAGAAAACAAAAAUCCUUAGGACAGAUUCAGGUAUUGAGGGAUACAGGGACAUACACUGAGAUACAGGAGGAUACAGGAGGAUACGGGGGAAACAGGGGGAUACACGGGGAUACAGGAGAUACAGGGGGAUACAGGAGGAUACACGGGGAUACAGGGGCAUACACUGAGAUACAGGAGGAUACACGGGGAUACAGGGGAUACAGGGAACACAGGGGGAUACACGGACUUUCCAGCAGUGCUGACAAGCAGCAGUUGGCGAGGAUCAAACAGGCUCGCGAUAUUGAGCAGUACGGAAGCGUGUCCGGGAAACAACCAAUUCUAAAGGUUGUCGGUCUCGGGAUAAAAACGGUUGGUGGCGGGGUGGUGGGAACUCUAUCUAAACCAAAGGAAUUUGCUCAUUUGAUCAGAAAUAAGUUUGGAAGUGUGGAUAACAUUCCCUCUCAUAUACCAAAGGAGAGGGAUGAUGAUGAGAGAAGAAGUCAUCAUGGUUCCGCCUCUCUACCAAGAGAAGGUUCUACCCGGGGAUCAGUUCUCAGUGAUAAAAUAAGACUGACCUCCCUAGAGGUUUGUUCUUUUUAA